AUGUCUUACAUAUAUCUCUUCAUUACAGCCGCUGCUGUUACUGGUGCGCUUGGCUCAUCCCCAAGUUACAAUGGACUUGGCCUUACUCCCCAGAUGGGUUGGGACAAUUGGAAUACAUUUGCCUGCGACGUCAGUGAGCAAUUACUUUUGAACACUGCUGAUCGAAUUUCUGAAAUAGGGUUGAAAGAUUUGGGCUAUAAAUACGUUAUACUCGAUGAUUGCUGGUCUAGCGGCAGGAAUUCCAACGGUACACUUGUUGCAGACAAGAACAAGUUUCCCAAUGGAAUGGAUCACGUGGCAAGGCAUCUUCAUAACAAUAACUUCCUGUUUGGUAUGUACUCGUCUGCCGGUGAAUACACUUGUGCGGGAUACCCUGGAUCUUUGGGACAUGAGCAAGAAGAUGCAGAGUUCUUUGCUAGAAAUGGGGUUGAUUAUUUGAAGUAUGAUAACUGCUAUAACAAAGGCAAAUUUGGCACCCCAGAAACGUCCUACAAACGCUACAAAGCUAUGUCUGAUGCUUUGAACAAAACCGGCAGGCCCAUUUUUUAUUCUUUGUGUAAUUGGGGCCAGGACUUGACAUUUUACUGGGGAUCCGAUAUAGCCAAUUCUUGGAGAAUGAGUGGUGACAUUUACCCUGAGUUCGAUCGCCCUGACAGCAGGUGUCCUUGUGAUGGUGACCAGUAUGAUUGCUCAUAUGCUGGUUUUCAUUGUUCUAUCAUGAAUAUUCUUAACAAAGCCGCUCCAAUGGGGCAAAAUGCAGGGAUUGGUGGUUGGAAUGAUUUGGACAAUUUAGAAGUUGGAGUUGGAAAUCUGACUGACGAUGAAGAAAAGGCUCAUUUUUCCAUGUGGGCAAUGGUUAAGUCUCCACUUAUCAUUGGCGCCGAUGUUAAUCACUUGAAGGAGUCUUCGUAUUCUAUAUAUAGCCAGGCUUCUGUUAUAGCCAUCAACCAAGAUCCAAAGGGUGUACCAGCAACAAGGGUAUGGAGACAUUAUGUUUCACAAACUGACAAGUACGGCAAAGGAGAAAUUCAGCUCUGGAGCUGUCCCCUCGAUAAUGGUGACCAAGUUAUUGCUCUAUUGAAUGGGAGUAAUAAGAAAAGGCCAAUGAAUGCUAGUUUAGAAGACAUUUUCUUUGAUAGCUACUUGGGUUCCGAAGAAUUAUCUUCAAGCUGGGAUAUUUAUGAUCUAUGGGCCAACAGGAUCGACAACACCAUAGCGUCUAACAUUCUUAAGAAUAACAAAGUGACUAACAGUAGUCUGUACAAUGCUACUGAAUUAUCUUACAAAGAAGGGCUGUCGAAGAACGAUACUAGAUUAUUUGGCGUCCAGAUUGGUACUGUUUCUCCUGGUGGGUUACUUAACACCACUGUUCCAGCUCAUGGAGUUGCAUUGUAUAGGUUAAGACGUUCUCGCUAA
Saccharomyces mikatae IFO 1815 is the source of this 1416-nucleotide messenger RNA. Its product is annotated as glycoside hydrolase family 27 protein. NCBI's taxonomy places the organism in Eukaryota, Fungi, Ascomycota, Saccharomycetes, Saccharomycetales, Saccharomycetaceae. Gene Ontology annotation, biological process: carbohydrate metabolic process. The transcript has a single exon. Bases 1 to 1416 code for a protein of 471 amino acids. The record is from RefSeq and is a predicted model, not a curated record. Gene Ontology annotation, molecular function: alpha-galactosidase activity.